GUUUCGAUCGCAUUUCCGACUACUACGUACUGAAGAGGUAGGUAAUGUUGCCCAAAUUUUUUUUGCAAUCGGGAAUAGUUUCGCUAAAUUCUGCAAGGCUACGAUUGUUUACCGAUCUUAUGCAAAUUAGGCGACAGCGACAUUCACCUGGGAGUUCAAAACUUUGAGUUUGCUUUUCAAGUUCUUUCCAACCGGAGUCAGACACUGACUGUGACAGGUAAAAUUGUAAGCAGACAAAUUAUUAUAUAAGGACAUUUUAAAUGUGCACUGGAUAGAAUUGUUGCAUUAAAAACAGACUGAAAAUCGAGACGUAGCAAUUUUUUUAAAAAGAAAGUCUAUAAAAAUAGGCAAUCCAUCUUGUCUUAUUAACUACGUAUGAGCUAGUCUUGGAAGUGCAUGUAAGAGAUCACAAAAAUAACUUCAUUCACUAUAAAUAUAGGCCGAGAAAUUUGUUUUGUUCAUUAACAUAUAUAACCAUUUGAUCGGAGAAAGUACAGAAUUAAGACAUCUGAAUUUUAUCUUGUUUUCAAGUAAGGGCUUAUCGCUAGAAGACCACUGUGUACAAAAGACGGAUUUCAAACUGAGAGUGAUCAACAGACGCAAGGUCACACAAGGAAGUUGACGAAACAAAGCACAAAUACCAGAGAAGGCGAUUCACAUUAACAUAUUUCCUAUAUGGAAGCCUCGAGGACGUCUAGCUUCGUUUUCCUACCAACACUUUUGACAGCCUUGGUCAUUAUGUGCUUGGCGGCUCUACCCCUACAGAUGGCAAUGAUAAUGAGUGGAGCUAAAGAGGAGUGUGCGGUGGAAAACAUGAUCCAUAUUUAUUUAAUCGUGGCGGUGGCAACUGGUCUCUUUGCCAAACGCUGUUCCUGUGGCACACGAUAUCAGUGCAAGAACCAAGGAGAGGAAAAGAGCGUAAACCCACUAAAGGCAGUAGAGCAACAUUUUCUCUUCGCUUGGUUCAUCUGCGGAAAGAUGUGGAUUUACGAAAAACUAAAAACCGAACUACUACGAUCCAGACUCUGAUGGUAAUGACUACUGUAAUAAGACGUUGUACCUGUUUACAUUCAGAGUUACCAACUCUUGCUGCAUUAUAUUCGGUCUGGUGCAGAUCAAGCUAGAUCUGAGUUUGUAUAGCUAGAAAUUGCGCGGCUACGUACCACGUUUCGUAGGGAUAUUGUAUCACCUGAUGUUCUUAGAGCGUCAUGGAAUUUUUAAAUUGUUAGAAAACUGUCAUCAAACAAGUCUGUACUUUAGGUAACGCAGUAUCCACGAAUUGCUUUCUUAUCCUGUAAAUAGUUCUUAUUGUGUGAUACUUUAUUUUUAACUGUAAAUAGGUUUAUAU
Molecule: messenger RNA, 1348 nt
Organism: Orbicella faveolata
Lineage: Eukaryota; Metazoa; Cnidaria; Anthozoa; Scleractinia; Merulinidae
Source: RefSeq, a predicted model, not a curated record